Botrytis porri is the source of this 507-nucleotide messenger RNA. RefSeq lists its product as uncharacterized. The record is from RefSeq and is a predicted model, not a curated record. The transcript has 3 exons. Lineage: Eukaryota; Fungi; Ascomycota; Leotiomycetes; Helotiales; Sclerotiniaceae. The coding region runs from base 1 to 507 and encodes 168 amino acids.
AUGGCAUUACCAACAACAUCAACUCCCAAUACCACCUUGCCGCUCCUAUCACCUCUCACCUCUGACACUAAAGUGAUCUGUGAAUAUUCUUCGCUAAUCCUUGGAGAUACAAAGCCACCCACACUCCACUCGUCCCUUGCUGCAACUUCACACAUUGAGCAUGGGCCUAUCUUCCUUUCUCUGGAAGAGGAGCUUAGCGAAGCCGAGAAGCGCAUACAAAAGGCAAGCGUUCCCGAGAUUGUUAACAAGCUCGAGGUUUGCUCGAGUACUUCAGUUGCAACUCCAGAUCUUGCUGGCUUACUUUACCUCUGCGACGGGCAAGGGCCCGAGUUUUCGUUUGGUCGGCGAGAGGAGAAGACAAAGCUCGGAACCCAAAGGUUGCCGGAUGAAUUUUACUCAGCUAUCCUCACUAUGGGAGGGCUCCAGCAAGCAGAAAAGUUCUGGCAGACAAUCGCUCAUUCUCCGUCUGAUACUGCAGGCCAUGAUUCUUCGGGAUGUACUGAAUGA